Molecule: messenger RNA, 1365 nt
Organism: Closterium sp. Naga37s-1
Lineage: Eukaryota; Viridiplantae; Streptophyta; Zygnematophyceae; Desmidiales; Closteriaceae
Source: the annotation of a GenBank genome assembly
AUGGACCGACUGGACCAACCGGCCCGUUGGGCCAAUGGACCGGUUGGACCAACUGGCCCGUUGGUCCUGUGGACCGGUUGGACCAACUGGCCCGUUGGUCCAGUGGACCGGUUGGACCAACUGGCCCGUUGGUCCAGUGGACCGGUUGGACCAACUCGCCCGUUGUUCCAAUGGACUGGUUGGACCAACGGGCCCGUUGGUCCAAUGGACCGGUUGGACCAACUGGCCCGUUGGUCCAGUGGACCGGUUGGACCAACUGGCCUUGACGCUCGCGAAGGGGCCGCGCAGGAGGACGUAGCGCCGGAGGCGACUCAGGAGCGGGACGCGGCAGAAGCGGAGGGGGACCAAGGGCUGCCGAUCGAGGAGGCGGAAGUGGAAGAUGCAGAUGAAGCGCAGUCAGAGGGGACGGGCGAAGCGGAACCCAUGCCGGCGGGAGAAAAUGCGGGAAUGAGUCAGGCGGUGGGCGGGGAGUUCGGGACCACGCUACAGGGACCGCGCGGUCAAGACAGCAGCCGCGGGGAGGGACACCGCGCGGAGGGCUCCAGGCGGCAGGACCAACGGACACCGGACGAGGGCGCUCGCUAUGCAGAUGCGUCCAGACCACGCGGUGAGGGAAGGGCGGAGCGGUCGCGCACGCCGGAAAGGGGUCAGCGCCGUGGAGAAUGGCGCGUGGGCGAGUUCCGCCCGCAUGACCGGCGGCAGGACCAGAGUGGCUGGGGCGGCGGCGGCAUGCGCUCGCCGGAACGUCGCCAGGCGCGCGGUGACGAACGGAGGGGUGAGCCACGCUCACCCAGGUCCCAGGGGCGCCAGGAAGGGGGUCAUAGGGCGGAGCGUGGGUCACAGGAGCAGCGCGGCCAGCAGCUGGGGGAGCGCAGCAGCGCAUUGCGCUCGCCGGGCCGGCAGAGGCGGAGGGAGAAGCGGGACGACAGCGGGUCCCGCUCACCCGACUGGCGCCACGCGCGGAAGGAAGAACACGGAGGGGGGAGGCUCUCACCGGAGCGCCGCCAGCAGCGCAGCAGGAGGGAGGACGCCUGGUCGCCGUCGCCAGAAGGGCGGCCGCGUCGCGAGACGAGCAGAUGGGAGGAGCGUGAGGUGCGUGGGCCGCCGACGCCACAGUGGGGACGGGCGGAAGGGUGGGGAGGAUCGAGGGAGAGGCGGUACGAGUCAGGAGGAAGUCGCCAGGAGGGCAGAACGGAGGGCGGAACACUGGCGAAGGGGGCAGAGCGGGCACGGGAAGCCAGAGAAGGCAUGCAAAGGGCGUGGGGGAGGGCAACGGAGAGGAUUCGGCCGGAAGGGGCCAGUGAAUCAUGGGGAGAGGGGCGCCAGCGGAGAGGAGCAGGCGGCCAACGUGGGCGGCGGCAAUGA